AUGGCAGGCGCCGGCCCAAAGCGGCGCGCGUCCGCGGCGGCCGCGGCGGCCGAGGAGGAGGAGCGGCAGGCGCGGGAGCGGAUGCUGGCGACGCGGCGCGCGGACGGCGCGGAGGGCGCGGAGGGCGUGACCCUGCAGCGGAGCAUCACGCUCUUCAACGGCGUGGCCAUCAUCGUGGGCACCAUCAUCGGCUCGGGCAUCUUCGUGACGCCCACCGGCGUGCUCAAGGAGGCGGGCUCGCCGGGGCUGGCGCUGGUGGUGUGGGCCGUGUGCGGGGUCUUCUCCAUCGUGGGCGCGCUCUGCUACGCGGAGCUGGGCACCACCAUCACCAAGUCGGGCGGCGACUACGCCUACAUGCUCGAGGUGUACGGCUCGCUGCCCGCCUUCCUCAAGCUCUGGAUCGAGCUGCUCAUCAUCCGGCCGUCCUCGCAGUACAUCGUGGCGCUCGUCUUCGCCACCUACCUGCUCAAGCCGCUCUUCCCCACCUGCCCGGUGCCCGAGGAGGCCGCCAAGCUCGUGGCCUGCCUCUGCGUGCUGCUGCUCACGGCCGUGAACUGCUACAGCGUGAAGGCCGCCACCCGGGUCCAGGAUGCCUUCGCCGCGGCCAAGCUCCUGGCGCUGGCCUUGAUCAUUCUGCUGGGCUUCAUCCAGAUCGGGAAGGGUGACGUGUCCAAUCUGGAUCCCAAGUUCUCGUUUGAGGGCACCAAGCUGGACGUGGGGAACAUCGUGCUGGCGCUGUACAGCGGCCUCUUUGCCUACGGGGGAUGGAAUUACUUGAAUUUUGUUACAGAGGAGAUGAUCAAUCCCUACAGAAACCUGCCCCUGGCCAUCAUCAUCUCCCUCCCCAUCGUCACCCUGGUGUACGUGCUGACGAACCUGGCCUACUUCACCACACUGUCCACAGAGCAGAUGCUGACGUCGGAGGCUGUGGCCGUGGACUUCGGGACCUACCACCUGGGCGUCAUGUCCUGGAUCAUCCCCGUCUUCGUGGGCCUGUCCUGCUUCGGCUCCGUCAAUGGGUCCCUCUUCACGUCCUCUCGGCUGUUCUUCGUGGGAGCCAGGGAGGGCCACCUGCCCUCCGUCCUCUCCAUGAUCCACCCCCAGCUCCUGACGCCCAUGCCGUCCCUUGUCUUCACGUGCAUCAUGACGCUGCUGUACGCCUUCUCCAGAGACAUCUUCUCUGUCAUCAACUUCUUCAGCUUCUUCAACUGGCUCUGCGUGGCCCUGGCCAUCGCCGGGAUGCUAUGGCUCCGCUACCAGAAGCCUGAGCUGGAGCGGCCCAUCAAGGUGAACCUGGCCCUCCCGGUGUUCUUCAUCCUGGCCUGCCUCUUCCUGAUCGCGGUCUCCUUCUGGAAGACCCCCGUGGAGUGCGGCAUCGGCUUCACCAUAAUCCUCAGCGGCCUCCCCGUCUACUUCUUCGGGGUCUGGUGGAAAAACAAGCCCAAGUGGCUUGUCCAUGGCAUCUUUUCCACGACAGUCCUCUGCCAGAAGCUCAUGCAGGUGGUGCCCCAGGAGACGUAAGCCAGAAGGACCUAGAAGCUGCCGGAAAGAAAACGCACGAAGAUGGUGUUGGAGCAUCUCACCCUUGAACAGCGACUCCGGUCCCGUCAUCCAGGCAGCUCAGCUGAGGGCCCCACACCGUCCCUCCACCGGGUCGGGGGCUGGGGCCCCAGUGCAGACUGGUACGACUUUAGUCCCAGAAAGCGAACUUUUGUCUUCACUCCACGAGCGUAGCGCCAAGAAGAGGCCGGGCCCCUGACCCA
Messenger RNA from Lontra canadensis (Northern American river otter), 1763 nucleotides. It is a transcript of the gene SLC7A5, whose product is annotated as solute carrier family 7 member 5. Lineage: Eukaryota; Metazoa; Chordata; Mammalia; Carnivora; Mustelidae. Gene Ontology annotation, molecular function: neutral L-amino acid transmembrane transporter activity; L-amino acid transmembrane transporter activity. Bases 1 to 1521 code for a protein of 506 amino acids. The transcript has 10 exons. Gene Ontology annotation, cellular component: membrane. Gene Ontology annotation, biological process: neutral amino acid transport; amino acid transmembrane transport. The record is from RefSeq and is a predicted model, not a curated record.